AUGCUGCCGAGCCCUGUGGCCUCCACCCCUUUCUCGGUAGAAGACAUCCUCAGGCUGGAGCUCGAACAGAACGAUUCCAAGACCCCGUCACAAUGGGAGUUGCAUAGGAACCCAGUAAAGCCUCAGUACCUAAGAAUGAAGUUGGAAUCUGGAGGGUCUGAGAGCAGCGACAGGACACAAGCCCCUUUUCCGAGCGCCUGGGAGACACUACUGGAGAUGGACUCGAAUCCUGUGAGGGAGCCGCAGACUUCCCCGGGCGCGAUCUUCCCGCUUGGAGCCGGGAACCCGAUGAUGCAGCGCGGCGUGGGCAACCUGAGCGACGGCGUGCGCCGAGGUGGUCCGGUUCCGACCAGAACGCGGCCACGGCGGAAGUCUCGCGUGCUAUUCUCGCAGGCCCAAGUGCUGGCCCUGGAGCGGCGCUUCAAGCAGCAGCGAUACCUGUCUACGCCUGAGCGUGAGCACUUGGCCAGCGCGCUGCAGCUCACGUCCACGCAGGUCAAGAUCUGGUUCCAAAACCGGCGCUACAAGUGCAAGAGGCAGCGCCAGGACCAGACUCUGGAACUGGCGGGCCACCCAUUAGCACCGCGCCGGGUGGCAGUGCCCGUACUGGUACUGGACGGCAAGCCCUGCAUGGAUCCCGACAUAACCGCAUUCCUGGGUCCCUACGCAGCCACCGCGCCCUAUUCCUGCUUCGGCGGCUACGCAGGUACUUCCUACGGUGCUAGCUGUGCGAGCCGCUACAGCUACACCGGCGCCGGCCCGGAGCCGCUCACACCACUGGCCAGCUCUGGCUUCGGCCCUGGUGUCCAAAGUGCGGCCCCACAGGGCCAUCUGCCCGCUACGCCUCAGGGAGUCACGGCCUGGUGAAAAGCCUGGACUCACCUACUACCAUUAGAUGCCUGAUGACUGGUUCCCCUCCCCUUCCUGCUGGUCGCCGCGGGGCUGGAAAGCACUGCCGGUCCUUUCGGAUCUCGGAACUGAACUGCUCGGGGGAGCUGCCCCUGAAGACCUUGAGAACGUUCUUUCCCUCGGAAGUGUAACCAUGCUUUGGCUAGCCACAUAGAUGCUGUGCAGAGAGACUAGCACAGGAAAUUAAUAAAUCGUAUUCCCUUGCC
This is a messenger RNA of Mastomys coucha (southern multimammate mouse), 1115 nucleotides long. RefSeq names its product NK2 homeobox 6 (gene Nkx2-6). The transcript is spliced from 2 exons. Gene Ontology annotation, cellular component: nucleus. The record is from RefSeq and is a predicted model, not a curated record. Gene Ontology annotation, biological process: cell differentiation; regulation of transcription by RNA polymerase II. Lineage: Eukaryota; Metazoa; Chordata; Mammalia; Rodentia; Muridae. Bases 1 to 867 code for a protein of 288 amino acids. Gene Ontology annotation, molecular function: RNA polymerase II cis-regulatory region sequence-specific DNA binding; DNA-binding transcription factor activity, RNA polymerase II-specific.